Hemisphaericaspora subhashii is the source of this 750-nucleotide messenger RNA. RefSeq names its product Gir2p (gene GIR2). NCBI's taxonomy places the organism in Eukaryota, Fungi, Ascomycota, Pichiomycetes, Serinales, Debaryomycetaceae. The transcript has a single exon. The coding region runs from base 1 to 750 and encodes 249 amino acids. Gene Ontology annotation, biological process: cytoplasmic translation. Gene Ontology annotation, molecular function: protein binding. The record is from RefSeq and is a predicted model, not a curated record.
AUGGAUCCAGUUGAAGAACAACAACAAGAAUUAGAAGUUCUUGAAUCUAUAUAUCCGGAUGAACUUACAUUACUUAAUGAAACCACAUUUAUAAUUCGAAUUAAUUUAGAUACUCCAUCAGAAAGAAAACAUGCCCUUAAUUUACAAGUUAAAUACCCACCUACAUAUCCUGAAGUCAUACCGGAAUUAUAUCUAGACAUAGCCGAAGAUCAAGAAGAGGAUGAGAGCGAUGAGUAUGAUGAUGAUUAUUAUGACGAUAAUGAUGAUGAUGAGGAUGAUGAAGAUACAAAAGCUGCUAAAUUAGCCUUAAAUAUGAGUGAAACCAUUGAAUUCACUCGAACUGAAUUAAAUCAACUUCUUGGUAAACUUAACGAAGAAGCAGAGAUGAACAUAGGUAUGCCUUCGGUGUUUGCAUUAACUACUUUAUUAAAAGAUGAAGCUGAAUUAUUAUUUGAACAAAUCUUAAAACAAAAAGAACAAGAUUAUGAACAUGAACGAGAAUUAAAAGAACAAGAAGAACAAAAGAAGUUUAUUGGGACAAAAGUAACAAAGGAACUGUUUUCAAAAUGGAGAGAUGAGUUUAGAAAAGAAAUUAAAUAUGAUGAACAAUUGUUGGAAAGAUUUGAAAAAAUGCAUCAAGGGAAAUUAACUGGUAGACAAAUAUUUGAAAAGGGGUUGGCUGGGAAUGAAGAUGAUACAAAUCCUAAUGAUGAUGAAAUAGUGGAUAGUAUGAAGAAGGUGACUGUGUAG